Messenger RNA from Camelina sativa (false flax), 1601 nucleotides. RefSeq names its product UDP-glycosyltransferase 88A1. Gene Ontology annotation, molecular function: UDP-glucosyltransferase activity. The record is from RefSeq and is a predicted model, not a curated record. Lineage: Eukaryota; Viridiplantae; Streptophyta; Magnoliopsida; Brassicales; Brassicaceae.
AACCAUCCUAUCAUCAUCUUCCAGUCUAUCAUUCUUGGGACAAAGUUCACAACCAUUAAGAGAAACCAUGGAAAAACAAAAUGCUAUAGUUUUGUAUCCAUCACCACCGAUAGGUCACUUAGUGUCCAUGGUUGAGUUAGGCAAACUCAUCUUAUCCAAGAACCCAUCUCUCUCCAUCCAAAUCAUCUUAGUUCCACCACCUUAUCAGCCGGAAUCAACCGCCACCUACAUAUCCUCCGUGUCCUCUUCCUUCCCUUCAAUCACCUUCCACCGCCUCCCAGCCAUCACACCACACUCCUCCAAAACCUCACCAAAACACCACGAGUCACUCACCCUAGAAAGCCUCCGUCUCAGUAACCCAAAUGUCCACAAGACACUGCUCACCGUCUCCCAAACGUUCAACCUCCGUGCCAUGGUUAUUGACUUCUUUUGCACCGCCGUGUUAGAAGUCACCGCCGAUUUCACCUUCCCGGUCUACUACUUCUUCACCUCUGGACCCGCUUGCCUCGCUUCUUUCUUCCAUCUCCAAACUCUCGACGAAACCACAGCCGGUAAAAACCUAAAAGACGUCCACACGCUCCUCAACAUACCCGGUGUUCCUCCAAUCAAAGGCUCUGAUAUGCCUAAACCGGUGCUCGAACGUGGCUAUGAUGUUUACGAUUCUUUCAUAUUGUUCUCUAAAGAGCUCCCAAAGUCUGCAGGGAUCAUUGUCAACACGUUUGAAGCAUUAGAGAACAGAGCCAUCAAGACCAUAGCAGAGGAGCUCUGUUUUAAAACUAUAUAUCCAAUAGGACCGCUCAUAGUUCAAGAAAGAACCGGAGAUAACCAUGGAAACAACGGAGAUUCCUGUCUUAGUUGGCUCGAUUCGCAGCCGGAACAGAGUGUUGUGUUCCUAUGUUUUGGGAGCUUGGGGUUGUUAUCAGGGGAACAACUAAAAGAGAUUGCUAUUGGUUUAGAAAAGAGUGGACAGAGGUUCUUGUGGGUGGUCCGUAAUCCACCGGAGUUACAAAACCAGACGGAACCGGACUUGAAAUCUCUUUUACCAGAAGGAUUCUUAAACCGAACCGGAAACAGAGGAAUGGUCGUCAAAUCAUGGGCUCCGCAAGUUCCGGUUCUGAAUCAUAAGGCCGUUGGCGGAUUCGUCACCCAUUGUGGUUGGAACUCAAUUCUCGAAUCUGUUUGCGCUGGUGUACCAAUGGUUGCAUGGCCUUUAUACGCUGAGCAGAGGUUUAACAGAGUAGUGAUUGUGGAUGAAAUAAAGAUUGCAAUCCCGAUGAAUGAAUCGCAGACGGGUUUCGUUACCUCGACGGAGGUGGAGAAUCGAGUCCAAGAGAUAAUGCAAGAAGGCCCGGUUAGGGAGAGAACCAAAGCGAUGAAGUACGCAGCCGAAUCAGCUUUAACCGAAACCGGUUCGUCUCAUGCCGCGUUGACUACGUUACUCCAGUCGUGGUGCCCAAAAUGAUCUGAAGUGCUUGUAAUAUCAACAAUUAAUGGUUGGAAUUAUGUUUCUAGAAUUAUAAAUUCCUACAAUAAUUAUCUUAGUAACUUCCAUGUCUUGUAACAUCAUUAACGGAGAAAUUAAAAUCUUUGAAUUAUCAAAA